AUGCAGAGCGGGGGCCAAGAAGCGGACAGAAUCGAGUCGGAACAGGAGUGUGCGUUUGUACUCAUCGGCGUGUGUCGGGCUGUGCACAGGCGCAUGGAAAUGAACUUACUUCGCGUGGCCCCCCCGACACCCCCCCUCCCCGCCUCUAUUAAGUGCGGGCGGCUGGGGGACGCCUCCUCCCCACCCGCCCACCGCCGCGCACAAGUUGGGGGCGCCCCCGGGUCGCCUCCCAGCCCGGCCCCCCCUCCCCCUCACCUCCGCCGCGCCGCUCCAUGCUCAGCCCCGGGCCGCCCCCAGCGCUCCACAGGCGCGCCGCCCGACUCCAGCCCGCGCGCGGCCACUCGGAGCCGCCCGGCCCGGCCCCGCCUCCGCGGCGCCCCUAGCCCGGCCGGCCCCCGUCCGGCCCGAGUGGGCGGCGCAGCGUGGGGGAGGGGUCGGAGGGGCGUCCCCGCCCCGGGCGCGGACACGCGCAGGCACCCCGCGUCACGCGAGGCCGACCAGGCGCACGCGGGGGCUGCGCCGGGGGACCCAGGAUCCCCGUCCCCCCGCGCCCCCGCUCCGAGAGCCGGUCGGCUUAGGACUCGGCCGCGGCCGCGGGUCACCCUGUACCCCUACCCGGGCCCCGGGGCCAGCGGCAGCUGGUCAUUGUUCGAGCACAAAGGGCCGGGCGCCAAGGCGGCCGCCCUUCCCCCUCCGCUUCUUCGGUCGAAGCCUCCCCCGCAAGACACACUCUCGGGCUUCGGAGUCCAGAGCGAGACGCCAAGGGUCGGCUGCCCCUCCCCCGCCCCAACCCCUGCUACCGGGACCCUGCGCCCCAGGAUGAGUCGGGGGCCGAGGCUCGCGCCGGGCCUGCCCCCCCUACCCCCAGCGGUUGGCGGAGGAAUAUUUGGACUUGCGGAGGCGGUGCCACCUGGCGGCGCAUUCGGGAUGAGGGCACCACGAACAUGUUCGGGUGAAGGAAGGAGAGGAGCCCAGGUCACCCCACCCAGUGCAAGUCUCCGGUCCUGCGCUACCCGGACUCCAGGGGGCGUUCUGUUCCCACUUCUGUGGGAAGGUUUAACACUUCUCUGGAAGGAGAAUGGAAUACUGCUCGGCUGGAGACCUUGCAGACUCGCCCAGGACUGGGGAGGGAGGUCCUCGCCCUGAUGCGCGGGUGGGGGAGCACAGCCCACUUGUCUGCGAAGCGAUCACGUGCUGGGCGCCUGUUUACGUCUAAGUCUUCACCUGUGGGCGGCCAGGAAGCAGGAACCUCGGGAGGUGUCCCACCCGGCCCGUCCCCGUCGGCGGUCACAGGGCAGCCCUUUAUCUCCAACCCCCGUCAAGUGCGCGACAGCAGAGCGCUCUGUCCGCUGGGGGUCCGUGCGGGCCAGUGGCGCUGCUCCAGGGACUGCAGGGAUCGGGAAAGUUCGCUCCGGAGCCGGGACGUGUGGAAGGCUGGAGUUCCGAUACCUCCGUGUCCCCACCACUCACCCAGCGCCACCUGCGCCGCCGCUCCAGCUCCCGCCCAGCUCCUGCUCCAGCUCGGGCACCUCCUCGCCGCAGAUCCGCCGGCUCCCAGCCAGCUCCGGGCUCCGGACUCCGGGCGCCCGCCUGGCCGGG
Molecule: messenger RNA, 1599 nt
Organism: Acinonyx jubatus (cheetah)
Lineage: Eukaryota; Metazoa; Chordata; Mammalia; Carnivora; Felidae
Product: basic proline-rich protein-like
Exons: 4
Coding region: 1-1146 (381 amino acids)
Source: RefSeq, a predicted model, not a curated record